Chlamydomonas reinhardtii is the source of this 2625-nucleotide messenger RNA. RefSeq lists its product as uncharacterized. NCBI's taxonomy places the organism in Eukaryota, Viridiplantae, Chlorophyta, Chlorophyceae, Chlamydomonadales, Chlamydomonadaceae. The coding region runs from base 187 to 942 and encodes 251 amino acids. The transcript is spliced from 7 exons. The record is from RefSeq and is a predicted model, not a curated record.
AGGACGCACUUCACACACUCCGUGCUGUUGCGAAGCGCUUGUUUGAAUUCCGGCGGAACAGCACUAGGGCCUUGGUGGUGGCGCUGCGCCAGCAUGCUCAGGUCACGUAACCUGUCAGCGGCCGCACUGCGCUCGCUGCUAAGAAUAGGUCGCGGGAGUCUCGGGAGUCUCACUGAAGGUGGCCCUAUGGGCCUGUUGCUGAUGUUCAAGCAGCCAAUGUCCACGGCGCCAAGCUCGGAGGACACCUUCAAACCCUUCAUCGCGAGCGGCCCCCAGUUCAACAUCCUCAGAACACUGGUAAAGAACAAUGCCGACGACGACACCAUUGCCACGUACCUGGGCACCCUGAGCUCGCUGCAAGCCACGAGCUACCGUGACGAGAAGCAUCAGGAGAUCAGGUGCUACCGUGAGGAGAAGCUUAAGGAGAUCGGGUGCUACCGUGAGGAGAUUCUGCGCCUGCAGGGAGAACUGAAGACCACACAAGCGCUGUACAGCGGAGAAGUCAAGCUCCUGACCAAGCGCCUGCAGUACACCAUGGCCCAGUACCUCCGCCAGCUGGGCAUGCUGAGCAUGCGCGGCAUCAUGGAGUACAUUCAGUGCACCAUGCUCCACCCCACGGACGUCAUGUGGGUCAGCUCCCAGGCCCAGGCCUGCUGGCAGGCCUACGUCGACCAGCGGCCGUCACUGCAGGAGUGCCUGCUGAAGCGCCGGCUGGCGGUGGACAACGUGGGCCAGGACCUGGCGGACGUGUACAAGACUCUGUCGGAGGACAUCCACGGCUCCCAGACCCCAACAUUGUACCAGAAGUACGACAGCGUGCUGUACAUUGGCGCCCCGCUGGUGCAGAAGCAGCGCGAGCUCAUCGCGUGCCUGUGCGAGGACGUGCACGUGGCGUACCAGGUGAUGCCCAUCGCGCCGGUCGUGGGCCCGAACGAGGCUUGAGUUGGCGCGGGGUGCUGCAUGUGUUGCGGCAGUCUUGAUGUCGCGAGUGUCAGGUUAUGGCUCCACGGGAAGUGUCAGCGUUUGAUUGGCAGUGCAUGCGCGGGGCUUGCAAACCCGGCAACCACGGCAAGGAGCAUACCGAGGCUGUGUGCAACAGGACGAGGGGGCGCGAUGGAGCAGUAGUGCGCCAGCCAGCGGAGGCGUGCAAUAUGGACAGGAGACGCUUAUGAAACUGCGUGUAGCCGGACGUAUGAGAGGCAAUGCAGGCCGGCUUUAGCCAUGCAACAACACAUGCCUCAAGAUCACGUAGUAUUGAACCUGGACGUCAAUUCAAGGCAGGCGCGGUGCGUGCCAGAUGACACAGUGCAUGUAGACCGUCACACAGCUUUUUGCAUGAUGGCCAGUCCGAUGGGUCAAUAGGGGGCUGCCGUGAGUUGGGUUAACUGCAAUCUAUUGACCACAUCACCAACAGUCUCAGUCUCCGACCAUGCCUCUUGUCACGUAUGCCAAGCAGAGCCACGUCUUCACCACCAAGGACACCAGCUGCUUGGCAUACGUGACAAGAGGCAUGGUCGGAGACUGAAACUGUUGGUGAUGUGGUCAAUAGAUUGUGGUUAACCCAACUCACGGCAGCCCACUAUUGACCCAUCGGACUGGCCAUCAUGCAAAAAGCUGUGUGACGGUCUACAUGCACUGUGACAUCUGGCAUGCACCGCGCCUGCCUUCAAUUGACGUCCAGGUUCAAUACUACGCAAUCGGCCAAGGUCCUGGCGACCAAGAAGCGCCGUGUCUGCUGAGCUGAGAUUACAAAAUAAUCUCAUUGCCGUCCAUCUGUCUUCUCUCGCUGUGCUCGUUGUGUGCGUGGUCUGUGUUGUUAGUAUCAAAAUAGAUACAGAUCGGAGCCAUGUAUGUGAAGAGUUGUGUGUCUGAGGACCGGUGUGUGUAUUCAGUGCUGAAUGCGCAUGCGUAGCGGUGUGCAUACCGUAUGUGUGGCGUCCCUCAGCUCACUGAGGCGCAGUCCAGGACAAGCAAGGGUGCGUGUGGCAUUGGAGUGUUCUGGUACUGUUUGUGCGCUGAAGGCACAUCAUGAUACAAGAAUGUUUCUUAUGCUGGGCGGCUGGAUGGGCGGCUUCCCACAAUGUCGUAUGAGUUCGGUUGAGCAGUGAGGGCUGCAUGAGCUUCAACGGCCGUGGCGCAGUAAUAUGAACCCACGUUAUGAUCGCAACCGCAGCAGGCCGUGGCACGCCGCGCUGAUGCAGAAAGGAGGUAAAAGGAAUAACGCCUCUGUCGCGCCAGCAGCCUCCUUGGUGGGGCGCGGGCGACGCAGCCUCGAUGUGACUCAGCGGACUCCUCCCUGCGGGUUUUAUUAACCGUGGGUGGUCUGUGGCUGCAGAUGAACAAAAUUGCGGUGCCACUUGUCGGAGCGUGUUUGUGAAAGAUACCGUAUUGAGUGGGUUCGCCGUGGUGUUGGUGUCGUGUAUGACUCCCAAUUGGUGCGCGUGCGGACCACUGUGUGACGCCGAGGGCAUGGGGGGCUGGCAUGUGCCACGCUAGCAGGGCACUGCACAUGUCGGCAGUUGUGUAGGCGGUUCUAGCGCUGGGCACGCACGCCAACAGCACACCGCGCAUUCCUGGCGUCAAAUGAGGCUGCUAGGCAUCCCCCACACACAUGCAUACAAACCG